Molecule: messenger RNA, 1347 nt
Organism: Orbilia oligospora ATCC 24927
Lineage: Eukaryota; Fungi; Ascomycota; Orbiliomycetes; Orbiliales; Orbiliaceae
Exons: 2
Coding region: 1-1347 (448 amino acids)
Source: RefSeq, a predicted model, not a curated record
AUGGGAUCCGCUCGCACCCUCCACCGUUCAGAUUUGCAUCUAGAGUCUAUCUAUGCUGCUAAGAACCUAGGUUUCUACGAUCGCGUGUCAACAUCUUUAGAUCAUUCCGCGGGGGAGGACAUGGCUACAGACCAAUUAGCAGAGCGUCAGGCCUCCCCAAGUCAGAACCAAUCUCUAUCCAGCAAUGUCAUCUGCCCAGACCAUCAGAGCGAAUAUUUUUCUCGAGAGGAUUCUUAUAUGAAUUUAUCAUUUUGCGAAUCUUGGCCUCCAGCUACCUCAAGCUCUCCGCGCCUAGAUAUUGAUCCAGAUCUCGAUCUAAUCCCCUCACCAGACCUUGACGUGGCUAUGAUGGACCUUUCAUCACCGGCCUAUAUGCAGCUCCAGGCCGCGGGGCUUGGCGACGAAGCGAACUCUAUAGAGUCUGCUGCAGCUAUUUUUCAAGCUGAGGCCGCCAUCCCUGGUGUACAAUAUGACCCUCUAUGCGCUCUUGAUGGCGCCACUUUUAUUCGGCUUACAGAAAAUAAUGACUGCCCCCAAACUGAGACGUUUGGCGAGGAGAAAAACCUCGUCCUUGGCACUGGUGCGGAUACUUUGCCCGCUGGUUGUGUAAGCCUGCAGCCGAAACAGCAAGAGGCAGUCCCAAGCAAGUUGGCGAUAGGCCCGUACAAGCAACUGCGUCCCCGGAUGCCAGUCAACCAAAGGCCAAAAAUAAAACAUUGUCGAGAUGUUUCCAAGCUUGACUGCGACAUGAAAUUCACCAGCGAAAAGGUUCUUGGUGAUCAUAUUAGAGAUGUCCAUGGAAUGAGAGCAUAUCCAUGCACUAAGCCUGGUUGUACAUACCGAGCCGCAAGAUAUGACAAUCUCGCUGGCCAUCAGAAGUACUGUAGCCCUGAGACUACCGUAAAGAAACGGCCCCGCGCUUCAUCACAGUUACCCGAUUCUUCCUCCGCAAGCACAGGCCGGCGGUCAAAGCGCCACUACAACGCUAAGAAUGCACAAGCCAGGGCAUUCGAGCGGCGACCACAGUCGUUAUCCGUAGGAGCCUCUCCUCUCUCUCAUACGGCUGCAAAUAAUGAUAAGGGAACGAUCUCUUUCGAUCAAUUUCAGGGCAAUGGCUCCAACUUAUUACAUUUCUUGUCCUCCACACUGAUGGGAGGUGCCAUUCUCUCCCAGGUUCCCUCUCUCCAGUCUAAAGCAAAUCUUGCUGGUAACCCGCGUGCACAGUCCAAAGGCGCUAUAAAAGCCGAAAACGAAAGACUUAGGGCUGAGAAUCACCAAUAUCAAUGGAUCCUUAGGGAAAUGCUAGCUUCUGCUUACAGGCCCGAUAAUUAUAAAUCCGAAGAUUGA